Juglans microcarpa x Juglans regia is the source of this 637-nucleotide messenger RNA. Its product is annotated as U-box domain-containing protein 5-like. The coding region runs from base 215 to 637 and encodes 140 amino acids. The transcript has 4 exons. Lineage: Eukaryota; Viridiplantae; Streptophyta; Magnoliopsida; Fagales; Juglandaceae. The record is from RefSeq and is a predicted model, not a curated record.
CUUUGCUUGUACUCAACCGGUUUUUCAUAUUAGAUCAAAUUUCCACAUUCUGUAUAUUAUUUCAUGAUUGCAGCUGCCAUUAUUAAAGUACAAAGAACUGAAGAAAUUGCUUGAUAGAAUAUCAACAGUACUUCCACUUAUAGAAGCGGCUCAGCCUCCAGGCUCUUCAGGAAUAGAGGCACUAGGCUCGUUAAACGUUGCAAUUGAGAAAGCCAUGCAAUUUUACGAGUACUGCUCAAGAUCCAGUAAACUUUACCUGGCAGUAAGAGGGAAAGCAAUAGCCUCAAUAUGUCAAAGAUCAAAGAAUUUGUUGGAGGAAAGUUUAGGUCAAAUUCAAACCAUGGUUCCACAUGAGUUGGCUGAAGAGAUCUCUCACAUCAUGGAUGAUCUUACGGGUGCAAAUUUUACCCUGAACUCAUCUGAAGAAGAGGCUACCAAGGCUGUCAAAAGAUUUCUCCUGCAGAUUGCUUCUGCAUCACACUUAGUGGAAACCUCUGAAAUUAAAGCUCUUCAAUUGGCAGCUUCAACGCUUGAUAUCACAUCCCCAGAUACUAUCCGGAGAGAGAAAAAGUCCAUCAAUAAGAGGCUUGAAGAUAAGUACAGUGACCCAACAGAAAAAGAUACUUUAAAUUUGUAA